Messenger RNA from Neltuma alba, 1976 nucleotides. RefSeq names its product pentatricopeptide repeat-containing protein At3g42630. The transcript has 4 exons. Bases 525 to 1796 code for a protein of 423 amino acids. The record is from RefSeq and is a predicted model, not a curated record. Gene Ontology annotation, molecular function: protein binding. Lineage: Eukaryota; Viridiplantae; Streptophyta; Magnoliopsida; Fabales; Fabaceae.
CUCGCUGUGAAACUGUAAACCGAAGAGGGGAGUGAGGAUAAGGAUAGAAGACGGAAAUACACUUGCAACAGCACCGGCACGGCAAUCUUCUUCCUCUGCCCCUGCUUUACCUGCCUCCAUCUCUCUUCCAGAGCACUGCAAGGCUCGAACGCCGGCGUUCCGUUCACCGCUCUCUCCACUACAGUGAUCAGUACGCCCUCACUGACCUUGACCACACCCCUCACCCGCUGCCGCUGCUCAAUCAUCUCUUCGCCGAUGAAGCCCACCAAAUACUGAUGCCACUGGCCUCAUGUAAUUACUCCCUCUCUCGCUAUUGGUUAUGUCAGGCCCGUGUAAAGUUUCGCCUCCAGUUUUGGAAUGCGCAUGACUUUUUCUUUUGGCUAGUUGUUACUAUGCUGCCCUGAAUUGACGAAUUCAAUUAACUAUUUUGUCCUAGUUGUGAGAUGCAGAGUUAUCCACUAUCGGUUGAGCCUCUCUAGCCUGAACUUACCUACUGUAUCACCAAGUAUAUCAUAUAAUCCAACAUGUUAAACCCCAAACGUGUUCCAAACAUGCCAUGGGAGGAGAUAGUAUCUUUUAUUUUUAGUCUAAAGUCUGAUCUAGUGGUCUAUGGCCUAUAUGCCAGUCCAUCAAUGCAGAUAAUAUGGCAGCGGAAGCUAGCAGGUCGUUUUAGGAGCAGGGAUGGCAAUGGAGAUUGCCUUUCUUUGCCGGAAAAGUUGAGUAGGAAGAGGAUGUCUCGGCAACUUGAAGGGCUUUCACAUGAAAUGGUUGUUAAUGGUUUUCUGCCUACAAUGCCUACCCUCUGUGCGUUAAUGCUUUAUUAUGCAGAUAAUGGCCUCUUUCCUCAAGCACAGACUAUAUGGGACCAGCUCAUAAAUAGUUCUUUUGUGCCUAGCCUUCAAUUAAUUUCAAAAUUAUUUGAUGCCUAUGGGAAACAUGGGCAUUUUGAUGAAGUGAUGAAAAUACUGCGAUACAUGAAUUCAAGGAAUUUUGAUAUUCUACCAGAUAUUUACUCAUUGGCUGUCACUUGCUUGGGAAGAGGAGGGCAACUGAAACUGAUGGAGGACAUAUUGAAGGAGAUGGUUUCAAGGGGCUUCCGUGUUGAUUCUUUGACCGGUAAUACAUUUCUUAAGUAUUAUAGUAUUUUUGGCUCUUUGGAAGAGAUGGAAAAUGCAUAUGGCCGCCUCAAGAGAUCCAGAAUUUUAAUAGAGAAGGAAGCAAUUAGGUCAAUGGCCUUGGCAUACAUGAAGGAGUACAAGUUCUAUGAAUUGGGUGAGUUCGUGAGGGAUGUUGGUCUUGGCAGGAAAAAUGAGGGGAACCUUUUAUGGAACCUUCUGUUACUUUCUUAUGCUGCUAAUUUUAAAAUGAAAAGCUUGCAGAGAGAAUUUUUGAGAAUGGUUGAAGCUGGAUUCUGCCCUGAUGUGACAACUUUUAAUAUUCGUGCUCUGGCCUUUUCAAGAAUGCAAUUAUUCUGGGACCUCCACCUUAGUAUUGAACAUAUGAUGCAUGAAAACGUGGUUCCUGAUCUAGUGACUUAUGGCUGUGUUGUUGAUGCAUACUUGGAUAGAAGGAUUGGAAAAAACUUGGACUUUGCUCUGAAUAAGAUGAACCCAGGUGAUUACCCACAAGUAUCAACAGAUCCAUUUGUGUUUGAGGCCUUGGGUAAAGGAGACUUUCACUUGAGCUCUGAAGCAUUUUUGGAAUUCAAGACACAAACGCAGUGGACUUACAGGGAUCUGAUAUUAAGAUAUCUUAGGAAACACUAUCGAAGAAAUCAGAUAUUUUGGAACUACUGACUAAUCACCAAAAUGAUUGUACUUAUUAGAAUUAAAUAUGCUAAAAGUUGUCCUUGUUGAUUAUAGAAGUACAAAGAUCUUUCUUUCUUUUUUUUCGGUAUUCGUUUUUCCCCCCAAAUCAAACACUGUAAGUCAUCUGUAAAUUAAACUAAAUAAUAUCAUCAGCAUUCAAAAGGUUAA